CUUUUUUGGGUCCAGUUCCGAUAAGAACUACUGCCCUUGGCUAGCUUCAACUAGCAGCAAACUAUAAUAACUUCCUCGGAUCGUCCUGUCAUCCACGCUGCUCUCUCUCUCUCUCCACUAUGGGUCGUCCAUACUUGCUCAACUGGUCUUUGUCUGGCAGUUAGAUAGACAUCAUGUAUUAUCUCAUUGUAGCUGCUUCGCUACUUGUUAUCCCAGUCUACGCUAGGGAUAUCGUCUUCCCUCCUGGCGCAGCCAUCCAUAAUCCCUCCCAUCAGUAUCCACUCGCUCACGAAGACCCCAUUGACAUCGUCACUGGUAGCCAAUUCUCCGGUCUGACUACUUUCGCCAAUCUGCCCUACCUCAAUUGCUUCGUGGAUGAUGAAUCAACCACCAAUAACUAUGACAUUGCUUUCCUCGGCGCUCCCUUCGACACUGGCGUCACAGCUCGCCCCGGAGCUCGAUUCGGUCCCAAAGGUAUUCGACUCGGCUCUCGUCGUCUCGGCGGGUGGAGCAUCUACACAGGAGAAAAUGCCUUUGCCAGCUGGGCGAAGCUUGUUGACUGCGGCGACGCCCCAUUGACCUGGUUGGAUAAUACCGUGGCGUUGAAGCAGCUUGAUAUGGCACAUAAGGUCGUCUCGUCUCGUCGCGCCAAUUCCACGCAUCUGAGCCAAAUCCCCCGUAUCAUUACCCUAGGUGGAGACCAUACUACGACCUUGUCGGCGCUGCGGUCGACGUAUGAGAAUUGGGGUCCUGUUUCCGUGAUUCAUUUUGAUAGCCAUAUCGAUACAUGGGACCCCAAAGUGCUCGGCGGUGGAGUCUCCCACUAUGCCGGCGUCAACCACGGCACGUUCCUCCACCUCGCCCACGAAGAGGGCCUAAUCCGCAACACCUCCAUCCACGUCGGAAUCCGCGCCCCCGUAGUCCGACCCAAAGGCGACAUCCGCAACGACCUCCGCUGCGGCUUCGAAAUCAUCACCGCCCGUGACCUCGACCGACUCGGAGUCUCCGGCCUCGUAGAACAAAUCAAAUCCCGCGUUGGGGACAGCCGAGUCUAUAUCUCCGUUGAUAUUGAUGUGCUGGAUCCGGCUUAUGCACCUGCAACCGGCACUGCGGAACCAGGUGGAUUCACUACGCGCGAACUCCUGACUAUUCUUGACGCGCUGCGAGGGAUGCCUGUUAUCGGCGCGGACGUGGUAGAAGUAGCUCCGAUAUAUGAUACAGCCGGGGAGACGACCACGCUUGCGGCGGCAGAGGUGGCUAACUCAUUGUUGGCGUUGAUGGUUGCGAGGCCGGUUGGGGGUGAUGAGUAACCUCUUGUGUUU
Aspergillus vadensis CBS 113365 is the source of this 1322-nucleotide messenger RNA. Its product is annotated as agmatinase. Gene Ontology annotation, molecular function: agmatinase activity; metal ion binding. The transcript has 8 exons. NCBI's taxonomy places the organism in Eukaryota, Fungi, Ascomycota, Eurotiomycetes, Eurotiales, Aspergillaceae. The record is from RefSeq and is a predicted model, not a curated record. The coding region runs from base 174 to 1310 and encodes 378 amino acids.